Molecule: messenger RNA, 870 nt
Organism: Penicillium salamii
Lineage: Eukaryota; Fungi; Ascomycota; Eurotiomycetes; Eurotiales; Aspergillaceae
Source: the annotation of a GenBank genome assembly
AUGUCCAAGUUUGGUGUCCUGGUUAUGGGCCCUGCGGGUGCAGGCAAAACUACUUUUAGCAAUGCAGUCAUUCAGCAUCUCCAGACUACGCGUCGCAGCUGUUUCUAUGUCAAUCUCGACCCUGCCGCCGAGACCUUUGCCUACGAACCAGACCUCGAUAUCCGCGAUCUGAUCACACUAGAAGAUGUCAUGGAAGAGAUGGGCCUGGGCCCCAACGGAGGUCUCAUCUACUGCUUCGAGUUCUUAUUGCAGAAUCUGGAAUUCCUGUCAGAGGCAAUCGAACCGCUCAGUGAAGAGUAUCUCAUCAUCUUUGACAUGCCCGGCCAGAUCGAACUCUACACCCAUAUUCCUCUCCUACCGUCUCUCACCCAAUUCCUCUCCCGACAGGGACCAUUGAACAUCAACAUGUGCGCCGCCUACCUCCUCGAAAGCACAUUUGUCAUCGACAAAGCCAAAUUCUUUGCCGGAACACUGAGCGCCAUGUCUGCCAUGCUGAUGAUGGAAAUGCCCCACGUCAACAUUCUAAGCAAGAUGGACCAAGUCCGUGAUAUGGUCUCGCGCCGAGAACUAAGACGCUUCACCAAUGUGGAUGUGCAACUGCUGCAGGACAAGGAGGAAGAUGACCUCACUGCCAGUGCCAACCCCAUGGCCACGGAUGCUUUGAUGAGUGGUGGAUCCUUCAAGCAGCUCAAUCGGGCUGUCGGACAAUUGAUUGAUGACUUUAGCAUGGUUUCAUUCUUGCAACUCGAUGUCCAAGACGAGGAUAGUGUCGCGGCCAUCGUCAGCCACAUUGAUGAUGCCAUCCAGUACCACGAAGCUCAAGAACCAAGAGAGCCAAAGGACGAGGUCGAGGUGAACUAUGAGGAUUGA